Molecule: messenger RNA, 1901 nt
Organism: Myxozyma melibiosi
Lineage: Eukaryota; Fungi; Ascomycota; Lipomycetes; Lipomycetales; Lipomycetaceae
Product: kinase-like domain-containing protein
Exons: 5
Coding region: 257-1825 (522 amino acids)
Biological process (GO): phosphatidylcholine biosynthetic process; phosphatidylethanolamine biosynthetic process
Cellular component (GO): cytoplasm
Molecular function (GO): choline kinase activity; ethanolamine kinase activity
Source: RefSeq, a predicted model, not a curated record
GAAUCAAUCGAGAGCAAAAGGAAGAUGCGUCAAUGUGGUUCUCACCAUGCAAAUAAGGUUUCAGGGUGACUAUUUAGCCACCACUAUAAUAAGGGAACGUGCGUAAGAUCGAUGGUAAUUUAAGCCUAUCAGGUAGCCAGUCCGUCAGUCCGUCUGCGAACCUCCCCUCCCCCCACCACACCUUCAGUCGAGGAGCAAGAGCACCCCACGCGCCCGCCUUGAUAUUUUGAACGAUCGACUACGAGGUGCUGCUCUGAUGGAGCACAUUGUUGUUCCGCCUAAUGUACCGAGAGUGCUCCUUCGUCGACGGAGUUCGGGAAGUAGUCAUGCUGGAAGUGAUCACGAGCGCAGCCCCGAGGUUCCGACGGUAGAUGUUAUUCUGGACAACAGUCUGCCGGCAGAGCAGCUUAAACGCGAGGUGUUGAUGCUCAUUCUGCGACUCAAGUUGCCAAGAUGGCGGUCGUUGCCCAUCUCUGAAUAUCCGUUCAUUAAGAUAUCGCGGAUAUCAGGUGCUCUCACAAACGCCGUAUAUUGCGUCAGCCCGCCCGCGCAGUAUAUGCAUCCUUCCCACAGAGCUCACCACACGGAGCCACAUACUCCAGCCGACUCUGGCAGCUCGCAGAAAUUACCACGUCCCAAGAGCGCUACGUCUCUAGUUCACAUUGGUCAUAUUCCCCAGCUGCUUCUCCGCGUCUACGGGCCCAAUACGUCGCAGAUCAUCGAUCGGGCCACCGAGCUCGCGGUGCUCAAGCGCCUCGCGGCUCGCAACAUCGGUCCUCGGAUCCUAGGCAUUUUCACCAACGGCCGCUUCGAGCAAUUCCUCAAAGCUACGACGCUGACGAAGGAAGAUAUCCGCAAGCCUGAGGUCAGUCGUGGUAUCGCCAAGCGGAUGCGUGAGUUACACGACGGCGUUGAUUUGACGAUGGACGAGCGGCUGGGUGGACCUGGUCUAUGGAAGAAUUUUGCAAAGUGGAGCAUGGAUGCGAAGGAAGCACUUGAUCGGCUUGAUAAGUUGGUUCCUGAGGAUCAAGAUCCGAAUGCGAAUCCGUGCGGGCCACCUUGGACUACGAAGAAAGUGUUGAUGGCGGAUUGGCCUACGUUCAUGGAGGGCGCGAGGAGAUAUAAGGAAUGGCUGGAGGCUGCUUAUGGUGGAGAAGAGGCGGUGAACAAGGGCCUAGUGUUUGCCCACAACGACGCUCAAUACGGAAAUCUACUGCGAGUAGAGCUGCCGCUAGGAUCUCCGCUCCUGCAGCCUGCUCAUGAGCACAGAGCACUGGUUGUCAUAGACUUUGAGUACGCGAGUCCUAAUACGCGAGGCUAUGACAUUGCGAAUCAUUUUAGUGAAUGGAUGGCGGACUAUCACCAUCCUACGCGGCCGCAGGAUCUACAUUCCGAAAAAUUCCCAAAUCUUGAGGAACGUUCCCGAUUUAUUGAGAGCUACGUCACGCACACGUUCGAGGACUUUGAUGAGCUUGAGACGAUCGACAAGAUGAUUGCGGUCCUACAUAGCGAGGCGACCAAAUGGAAUGCGGCAUGCCAGCUCGGCUGGUGCGUUUGGGGAAUUAUCUCUGCAAAGAUAGAUGCUGAGCCGGAGGAAGACGAGGAAGGGUUUGUCGACGUGGUUGAGAGCAAUCAGGAGACGGCUAAGGAAACGCUCGAGGCGGAUCCGUUCGAUUACCUCGAUCAUGCUUCUCAGAGAGCUGCUCUGUUCUGGGGCGAGCUGGCGGUGCGCGGGAUCCCUAUCCCGGAAGGAGUAGAUAUGACUAGGGCGAUGUACUUGGAGAAGCCCAGAGACAAAGGACUAGUUACUGAAAAGAGCGAAUAGACUGUGUGUCUUUUCGUAGCUAUGAGCUCUGUAUUAUGAUCACUAUAGUAAAUACAAUAAAGUAGUGUAUGAGCAU